CCGCCGGGCCGGGGCCGCCAUGGUCGCCAUGGGGGAGGCGGCGCGGCCGCGGGCGCUGUUCCUGGCCGGGCUGGCCGCCGUCUACAUCGCCGCCUUCGGCUCCCUCUACGUGCAGAUCCCCGGGCUGUACGGCCGCGAGGGGAUCCUGCCGGCGCGCCGCGUGCUGCGGCUGAGCGGGAAGGGGCUGUGGGAGCAGCUGCGGGACUCGCCCACGCUGCUGUGGCUGGGGCCGCGCCUGGGGCUGGACACGGAGCAGGGCAUGGAGCUGCUGUGCCUGCUGGGCGUGCUGGGCGCCCUCGGGGCGCUGCUCUGCGACGCCAUGCGGGACUGCCUGGUGUUCGCCCUGCUCAGGGCGUUCUACCUGUCCCUCUACCAGGUGGGACAGGUGUUCCUGUACUUCCAGUGGGACAGCCUGCUGCUGGAGGCCGGGUUCCUGGCCGUGCUGGUGGCCCCCCUGCGGCUGCUCAGGGGGGGCUCCCCGGCCUGGAGACCCCACGACUCGGUCACGCUCUGGGCCGUGCGCUGGCUGCUCUUCCGCCUCAUGUUCGCCUCGGGCGUGGUGAAGCUCAGCAGCCGCUGCCCCGCCUGGUGGGGGCUCACAGCCCUGACGUUCCACUUCGAGAGCCAGUGCCUGCCCAGCCCGGGGGCGUGGCUGGCCCACCAGCUGCCCGCCUGGCUGCUGCGGCUGGGCGUGGUGGCCACCCUGGCCAUCGAGGUGGCCGUGCCGCCGCUCUUCUUCUGCCCCCUGCGCCGCCUGCGCCUCUUCGCCUUCUACUGCCAGGUGCUGCUGCAGGUGCUGAUCAUGCUGACAGGUAACUACAACUUCUUCAACGUGCUGACCAUCGUGCUGGGCCUGGCCCUGCUGGACGAGGAGCACGUGGGGCGCUGGCUGGGCCGGCCCCGCAGGAGGCACAGCCCCGGCUGGCCCCCCAGCCUGGGCUCAGUGCUGGCCACGCUGCUGGAGCUGGGCACCUACGGGCUGCUGCUCUGGGGCACCGCGCGCUGCUUCGGGCUGCGGCUGGACUGGGACAGGAGGCUGCUGGACUCCAGAGUGGCUUUCACCUACCACGAGUUCAGCACGUGGCUGCGGGCGGUGACGCUGCCGCUGGUGGGGGUGGCGUUCCUGUCCCUGUCCUGGGAGAUCCUGGUGGCCCUGUACCGCUGUGCCUGUGUCCGGGGCUGUUUCGGGAAGCUCUGGGCCACCCUGCAGCUGGCCAUCAUGGCCACGGCCACCCUGGGGCUGUUUGCCGUCAGCCUGGUGCCCUUCACGUACGUGGAGCAGGAGUCGCACGGGAAGCUGUGGCCCGGCGUGCGGCGCGUGUUCGGGGCCGUGGAGCGGCUGCAGCUGGUCGGCUCCUACGGGCUGUUCCGCAGGAUGACCGGGCUGGGCGGCCGGCCCGAGGUGGUGCUGGAGGGCAGCUACGACGGGCACAGCUGGACCGAGAUCGAGUUCAUGUACAAGCCCGGGAACGUGAGCAGGGCCCCGGCCGUGGUGGCCCCGCACCAGCCCCGCCUGGACUGGCAGCUGUGGUUCGCAGCCCUGGGCCCGCAGCAGAGCAGCCCCUGGUUCAGUGCCCUGCUGCUGCGGCUGCUGCAGGGGCAGCCCGACGUGAUCCGCCUGCUGCAGACAGACCCCGCCCAGUACCCGUUCCAGGCCCGGCCCCCCACCUUCCUGCGGGCCCAGCUCUACAAGUACCGGUUCACAGCCCCCGGGGAGCCCAGCCCCGGCCCCGCCCCCUGGUGGCGCCGCCAGCACGUGCAGGAAUUCUUCCCGGCCGUGUCCCUGGGAGACCCCAGGCUGGAGUCCCUGCUCAGCCAGCACGGCCUCAAGGACAAGCCCCCCGCCCGGCGCCGCCCGGGCUCGCUCCUGCCGCGCGUCCUGCGCUCCGUGCGCCGCCUGUGCGGGCGCUGCUCGGGGCCCGUCCUGCUCUGGUCGCUGUACCUGGGGGCCGCCGCCGCGGGGCUGCUGCGAGCGCUGGCCCGGCACAGAGCGCGGGGGGCGCCCCCGGCCCGGCACAGAGCGCCGCGGGACCGGGACAGGAACGGGGAGAGGAACGGCGAGCGGAACGGGGAGAGGAACGGGGACCGGAACGGGGAGAGGGGCGAGCGGAACGGGCUGCGGGGCUCGGAGGGGACACGGCUCGAGGGGACACGGCCCGAGGGGACACGGCCCGAGGGUCGGCACGGCAACAAGAGGAAGAAGUAGCCCCCCCACCCACCCAAAAAAAUCAGGGGAGGGGGCGAGUCCCCGGGUGGGAGGGGCGGCGCUGCUUGGAGCCCGUGUGCCUUCAGCGCGUGUGGUGGCCGGGAGGGGUGGGGACAGCUUGGGGACCCCUCCCCGGCGGCCGGGGAGUUCUGGGGACCCCUCCUCAGUGUUUGGGGACACCUUGGGGACCCCUCUUCAGUAUUUGGGGGCUGUUUGGGGACACCUCCCACUCCUUGGGGACACCUCCCCAGCAUUCCAGACUGGUUGGGGACCCCUCUUCAGUAUUUGGGGACACCUUGGGGACCCUGCCCCACUGUCCAGGAACUCCUUGGGGACCCGACCCCAAUGUCUGGGGACCCCUCCCCAGGGCCUGAGGUGUCCCCAUUGCCUGGGGACCCCUUGGGGACCCUGUCCCACCCCUUGGGGACCCUGUCCCACCGCCCCAGGACCCCUGAGUGGGGAGGGGGCUCGCACAGGUCAGGGCUCUGUGCCCAGGCUGCAGCAGGGUGGGCAGUGCCAGCCCCUCUGGUCACCCUGCCCAGCCCCUCAGGUCACUUUGGGGUCCCCCCCGGCACUUUGGGGUGCUCCCCUCCCAGCCCAGCUCAGCCCCAGCCCAGAGUUUCCUAUAAUUUUCUAAUUAAAGCCUUUGACAUUCCA
Oenanthe melanoleuca is the source of this 2863-nucleotide messenger RNA. RefSeq names its product lipase maturation factor 2 (gene LMF2). Gene Ontology annotation, biological process: protein maturation. The transcript is spliced from 14 exons. The record is from RefSeq and is a predicted model, not a curated record. NCBI's taxonomy places the organism in Eukaryota, Metazoa, Chordata, Aves, Passeriformes, Muscicapidae. Bases 20 to 2206 code for a protein of 728 amino acids. Gene Ontology annotation, cellular component: endoplasmic reticulum membrane.